Molecule: messenger RNA, 3670 nt
Organism: Chara braunii
Lineage: Eukaryota; Viridiplantae; Streptophyta; Charophyceae; Charales; Characeae
Source: the annotation of a GenBank genome assembly
GCGAUAUUGGUGCUUGGCGCUUCGCGAAUAGCAUCGUGAAUUUGGUGUCCUACGUGCUCGGUGCUUCCGCGGAGCAUUGUGGACUCUGUGCUUCCUGCUUCCUGCUUCGUCCUUGCUACUUCGUGGAUGCGGUGCCUUGGAGCAUCAUCGUGAAUUCGGUGCUUGGUGCAUCCUGGGCUCGUGGUGAAUUCGGUGCAUGGUUCGUGGUGAAUCAGUGGUCCAUGCUACUUGGUGCUCCGUGCUCCGUGCUUAGUGCUUUGGUGCUUAGUGCUUUGGUGCUUGGUACUUUUUGUGAGUGUGUGCUUUGGUGAAUCGGUGCUGCGUGGAUCGCUGCUUCAUUCGCGCGUGGAUCGUGAGAGUUCCUGCUAAGUGCUCCAACGUGAGCUUCGACGUGGAUUCCUGCUAGAGAGGCGCGUUAAGUGCAUGGAACAGGCCCGUGCCGAAAACUCGAAUACAACGUGUAUAUGCGUUAUGUUGUUCCUGGUGGUCUAUUUGGGUAAGAAGAGAUCUUGAGGCUGUAAAGCUCUGCUGAAGGAAGUGGAAUUGAAAGCAAGAGGGCUUGGCCGUUGGAAAAGCAUCUUGGGAAAAGGCUAUCUGACUAAGAAAACAGGAGGAAGGAGGGAGGAGGGAGGAGGGAGGAGAAGGGACGGUGCGAAGAAGUCAUGGCAAGCAUCUUGAAGAAGAUUGGUGAGGCUUUCACCUUUGGAAAGCCGACCGCCGAUUUCAAGGGGAUGAAGAUACCGCACAUCUCAACAAAAGACAUCAAAUUGGUCUUCCACAUCGAGGUGAAGAACCCGAACCCGAUCCCGAUCCCUCUCUGCGACAUUGUGUACAAAAUCGUGAUCAAUGACCGAGAGUUUGUCAAGGGGACCAGUCCCGAUGCUGGGACAUUGCACUCUCACGACUCCAAGGUGAUUGAUAUCGGGGUGGAUCUUGUCUUCAAGGACAUCCGCGACACAUUUACCGACUUGCAGCCCGGCUCAAUGGUGAAUUAUUUGCUCAGGGCCACUUUUCUUGUGGAUAUCCCUGUCUUUGGGCGAUUCGAGAUACCGAUCGAUCACGACGGUGAAUUUCCGAUGCCAGCGAUACCCGAUAUAGAUGUGGACGAAAUAGAUUGGGUUGAUUUGUCGUUUACGGAGACGAAGGCGGUGGCGUACGUAAAGCUGGAGAAUUUAAACAAAUUCACGAUGAAAAUCAAGACCUUUGAGUACAAGUUGUAUCUGACGGACGAUCUGAUCUCUGAGGGGAUGAUGGACCCGUCGAUGGGACUGGCGGAGAAGGAGGUGACCAGGCUGACGGUCCCGUUCACGUUCCGACCCAAGGACAUGGGCCGGGCGAUUUGGGACAUAAUAAGAGGGCAUGAAUCUGGGUACACAUUGGAGGGAAAAGUGACCGUGGAAUCGCCGUUUGGUCCCAUUGAGCUUCCAUUUAAGAAGGGAGGCGCUACGACGUUGAAGAAGGCGAGAUCGACGGAUGAAGAGACGGUGAAGGAGGAGGCUGAGAAGAGUGCGGCGGCUGCUGCCGCUGAUCGGUUCUUUGAUGACUGUGUCACAGAGGAUGGGGAGGAGGUAAGGCAAGACACAGGAGAGAGUCCACGUGUACUUACUUUGAGAGGUGGUUAUGAUGGCUAUUUGGCUAUUGGAGGUGGUUAUGAUGGCUAUUUGGCUAUCGGAGGUGGUUAUGAACGGCUCUUUGAUGACGGUGACACAGAGGAUGGGGAGGAGGUAAGGCAGGAACAGAAGAGAGUCCACAUGUUCUUACUUUGAGAGGUGGUGACGAUGGCUAUUUGGCUAUUGGAGGGGGUUAUGUCGAUGUGGCUGUUUGAGCUGGUUAUUGCUUAUUUUUCACUACAGGAGGUGGUGACUAUGGCUAUUUGGCUAUUUUCGAUUUGCCGUGGUGAUGGCUAAAUCAUUUGGCUAUUUGAGUCGUUGACUGGCUGGUAGACGGUUUGGCGACCUUGGGUUUGAAGUCUUUUGAUGUAUUUUAGCUGUAUCCGCAAAGACGGUCAAAUUCUGAGAGGAUGGGACGGAUAUGGGGGUUCGGUUUGGUUUGGUUUCGGUACGCACGUUCUUCUCCUUUCAAUCGUGGUUUGGAGUCCCCAUUUGGUCCUAUCUUCCCAUAUGGAUGUCUCUUUGGUCGCAAUGGUGUGAUCCGUUGGUCCUUGGUACUGCAGUCCUGUUCCGGUCCUUUUGCUCCCGGACCCAUUUUGUCCCAGUCUCAUUCAGGCCAGGUACCAUUCGCUCCGAGUCCCAUCUGGUCCUUCCUUGUGCUUCAGGGAUGGAAAUUCUGGUGCGUUGGGUACUAGCGAGGCUCUGGCUUGUUCCGUUUGGUCAAGGCUCAGUCUUUUGUUCUGUUUGGUCCAAGUCCCAUCUGGUCCUUCCUGUGCUUCGGGGAUGGAGAUUCCGGCCCCAAGUCCCAUUCGGUUCUUCCUUGUGCUUCAGUUACCGAGAUUAUGGCCCCAAGUCCCUUUUGGUCCUUGUGCUAUAGCGAUGAAGAUUCUGGCCCGUUGGACACGAGCAAGGUUCUGUGUGGUGCUUUGUUGAUGAUACGGUAAAGGCUCAGCCUGUUAUGGGGAGGCAAAGGAUGCUACAAAUACAUGAGGGGGCAAUGAUAAGCUUGACGUGCCGCAGGAUCUUCAUCAGUUAACUGCCAAUUUUCCAUCCAAGCAUGUGAGUGGAUUGCAUGCAUAUGAGGGGGCAAUGAUAAGCUUGACGUGCCACAGGAUCUUUAUCAGUUAUGGGAAAUAACUGCCAGUUUUCCAUCCAAGCAUGUGAGUGGAUUGCAUGCAUACGAGGGGGCAAUGAUAAGCUUGACAUGCCGCAGGAUCUUUAUCAGUUAUGGGAAAUAAUAACUGCCAAUUUUCCAUCCAAGCAUGUGAGUGGAUUGCAUGCAUCUGGGCACUUGACGAGGGAGGGAGAAGCGACAGAGAAGGAGUCUGGUCGGGGAGGGAGGAGAAAGAGAGGAGACCGCUGUGUUUGGGAAGUGAGGAGGAGCAAACCGAGUAUGGAUGUCAUCUGAGAUCUGAGGGUGAGGAGGGGAUGAAGUCUGCAUGGCGUUGUGGUGGUGGUGUUUUUCUGUUGGCAGCUUGUUGUCGUUGUUGGCCAUCGGUGUUUUGCAUGAGGGGAUCGCAGCAUGCAUCUGGAGAUGUAAUCUGGAGCAUGGAGUCAACAAAGGAGGGAGGAGCGACACUGAAGAAAGGGGUGGGGUUGGGGAGGGAGGAGAACGAGAGGAGGAAACUGCUGUGUUGGGGAGCGAGGGGGAAGAGUGGAGAACCAGCAAGCAGAAUAUGGAUGUAUUGAAAGAAUUAGCAGGUGAUGAAAGUUCGUAUGGCAUUGUCGUGCAGUGGUUGGCCAUGGGUGUUUUGCAUGGUUCAUGCUUUUGCUAUUGCAAUCAGUGGAACGUUGAGGGUGCCCACUUUGCAAUGUGCAGCGAGCACAGCGCAAGAGAGGUGGUCAUAUCAUGGGGGCCGGGGGGAUGGGGGCUCCGUUUUGAAACCUUGAACCUCGUGGUUUGCAUAUAAUGCAACUGCAUUUGUUAACAUGGGAAGGCGAAAACUUGUCGUUGCCUGUGAAUCUUUGCAAUUCCUGUAUCAUUUUGGGUUGAAGAACGUUGUCCCAGUGCGUUCAGCUCCUCAUUUUGGCUUUCUGUUUUCGCACUUAUCAACCACAUA